Messenger RNA from Capronia coronata CBS 617.96, 411 nucleotides. RefSeq lists its product as uncharacterized. Gene Ontology annotation, biological process: mitochondrial electron transport, ubiquinol to cytochrome c. The transcript has 3 exons. Lineage: Eukaryota; Fungi; Ascomycota; Eurotiomycetes; Chaetothyriales; Herpotrichiellaceae. Bases 1 to 411 code for a protein of 136 amino acids. The record is from RefSeq and is a predicted model, not a curated record.
AUGGGGAUCACAGAUUUCUUCUCCGACCUGCUGACGUCGGUUUCCUUCGUGCAGGAGGUCCACGCUGAAGCUCCCGCCGAAGAGGAAGAAUCCAGCGAAGGCGGAGAGGACUCAAAGGAGGAAGAAGGCGGCGAGGAAGAGGAAGGUGGUGACGACGAGGAAGAGGAGGAGGAAGAGGAAGAAGAAGAGGAACCCGAGGACCCAAAGCCCAAGAUCGAGGAGGACUGCGCCCGCUCCGCUCAAUGCAUUGGUUACAAGCACCACUUUGACGAAUGCGUUGAGAGAGUCACCGCCGCUCAAGAAGACCCCGACCACAAAGGCCCCAAGGAGGACUGUGUCGAAGAAUUCUUCCACCUGCAACACUGCGCCACUCAAUGCGCUGCUCCUAAACUGUGGAAGCAGUUGAAAUAG